This is a messenger RNA of Dentiscutata erythropus, 837 nucleotides long. The record is from the annotation of a GenBank genome assembly. Lineage: Eukaryota; Fungi; Glomeromycota; Glomeromycetes; Diversisporales; Gigasporaceae.
AUGACUAAAUCGGAUGAAAAUAAAGUCAAAAAGGAAUAUGGAAACGAAGUCAAAAGGGACGAAAAUAAAAGUAGGAUUUUUGAAGGAAAAGAAAUCGAAGUCAAAAAGGAUAAUGGUGAGAAAACCGAAAAAAAUGAAGUUAGAAGCAAAAAGGAGGACAAAAACGGAAUUGGAGUUAAGAAAGAUGAAAAAGAAGUUGAAUAUGAGGAACGUAAGGGAAGUGGUGUUAAACGGGACGAAAAGAAGGAAUUAAAAGUCGAAAAGGAUGAAAUGGUGAAAGUUGUAAAGGAAGACGAAAACGAAAGUGGUAUUAAGAAAGAUGAAAAGGAUAAACAUAAGGUGCUUGAAUGGUACCCGAAAACUGCUGAAGGCGGUAAUUCAGAAGAACCCGGUGAUCUCAAACGUAAUCGAAAUGAAAUCGGUGCUGAAAAUGGCCAAACGAAUGGGCAAUUUGACCCUGGUGGGUCUCGACUUCAAAGAAGAAAAAGUCUUGAAAAAGACUGUGAAGUUCAAAAGAAAAAGAACGGCAGAAGCCGAAGCAAAAUUAGAGGUAAAAUUGGUGAAAUAAAGAAGGUGGAUUUCGUACCACCACAAAGCUUGCCAUUUGACGUUGCCCCCGGGCAAGUCGUAAAAUGGGACAAGAUUCGAAUCAGACUGCCGAAUAAAGUUGAAGAGGUGCUAGAGUUGGGAAAGAGGUUGGGUAAAUCGGAUAAAAGUCAAUGCAAGACAAAGAGUCGAGCAAAAAGACUUACUCUGUACUUACUAUGGUGGGACGAAAUGAUAGUCUUCGAUCCAGGAGGAAGACACGUCAAGCUGACCCCCGGCAAUAACCCUUAA